AUGUCCACAGCUUACUUCCGGCACAAGCGCGCACCCCACCUCGCCUACUUGACAUGUAAAUCCAGAUACGAUCAUGGUAAAUCUACAAAAAAUUUCAUAGUCAAUGGUAUGCGAGUAUCAGUUACGUUUAUAGAUGAAGACCCUCAGACUACACAGCUAGACAGAAUACUAGUCCGAGAGAAGGGACCAGUUGGAGUGUUGCUAAAUGCAGGUUGUCCUAAUGUGCCUUCUAUAUUACAACAGGCUUCGAGACAUAGCUUGUUUGACGCAAUGCACAUGUGGCUGAUACUGGAUAGUGCUGAUGCUGUACUGGAGAUGGAACUUCAACAGCUGAACUUAAGUGUAAAUGCCGACGUGGUUGUGGCGAGAUCUGUCGGUACGUAUAUCGAAUUAAUUGACUAUUUCAAUUACGGCAAAAUUCAAGGAAAUUCUUUGGAAAUCAUAACAAUUGGAAAAUGGCACCCCAAAAAAGGGUUAAGUAUAACAUCGAAUAGAUUCAAAUACUACGAUCGCUGGAAUUUCAACAAUCUGACGCUGCGAGCUGUGACGGUGAUUCUAGACAAACCAACAAACUUCAGACCGACAGAGAUGUUGUCGAGCGUGGGCUACUCCGCCGGCGUCGCCGUCAUGACGAAGAUCGCUACACAACAGCUUGAUGUGUUAAAGGAGAAACACAACUUCAGAUUUAACUAUACCAUCGCUGGGCGCUGGAUCGGCUCGCCUGAAAGGAACUCAACCUUAGCGGUGACCAACUCUCUCUACUGGCGCGAGCAGGACAUCUCUUGCACGUGCGCGCGCAUCUUCCCUCAAUGGCUGAACUGGGUUGACGUUUUCUACCCGCCGACUACUAAACUCGAGACCAAAUUCUACUACCUUAUCCUAGACAAGGGUGUAGGUAAAUACGAAAACCGGUUCCUCUCCCCCCUCUCCCCCGGAGUGUGGCGAUGUGCGAUCGCCGCGGUCGUGGCAUGUGGGGUACUCCUGGCAGCAGCGGCCAUGUUGGAGCGACAUUCGGAGCCGGGGUCUUACGCCUUCUUCAGCGUAUUUGCUGUUAUAUGCCAACAAGCGUUCGAAGAUGGUAUCAUCAUGUUUGAAGAAACGUUUUCAAGUCAAGGUCGCCGGCUAAUCCUCACCGUAGUGGGUAUCACCAGCAUGCUCCUCUACAACUACUACACCAGCAGCGUGGUAUCAUGGUUGCUGAGCGCCGCUGCACCCACCCUGCAAGACCUGGACGCACUGGUCGCGAGUGAUUUAGAGCUGGUGUUUGAGGAUAUCGGAUACUCCAGACAAUGGUUGGAUAACCCCGGAUUCUACUAUUUCUCCGGUUUCAAGAACCCCAAAGAGGAUAUACUGAGGGAGAGAAAGGUGACGAGAGCGAAGCGGAGUGUGAAACUGCUACAGGACGCUGAGGCGGGGAUACAGUUGAUACGGAGCGGGGAGUAUGCGUACCACACGGAGCCGUACACCGCGUAUCAGGUGAUCUCCCGCACGUUUGACGACCGCGCGCUGUGCGAGCUCGGCGCGCUGCAGAUGAUGAGACCCGCCAGCGUCUACAUCAUGGCGCAGAAGAACAGCCCGUAUAAGGAGUUCUUCGUUUGGAGCCUACUCCGUCUCCUAGAGCGCGGGCACACAUCGGCCGCUCGGGCCCGCGUCAGUGGCUCCACACCGAUGUGUUCAGGCCGGACUCCACGAGCGCUCGCCUUGGGUCAGGCCGCGCCCGCAUUCGCAGUGCUCGGCCUGGCUUCUAUCCUCGCUGUGGUUAUACUGGCUUGUGAGAUUAUACACCACAGGUACAAUAAUAUUAUUAUGAAGAAACAAGUCGCGAUUGAUGGCGGGCGGCGGGGCUGGUCGGCCCGGGCCGGAGUAGGGCAUACAAAAACAAUAAAGUGA
Messenger RNA from Aricia agestis (brown argus), 1890 nucleotides. Its product is annotated as ionotropic receptor 75a-like. The transcript is spliced from 15 exons. The coding region runs from base 1 to 1890 and encodes 629 amino acids. The record is from RefSeq and is a predicted model, not a curated record. Lineage: Eukaryota; Metazoa; Arthropoda; Insecta; Lepidoptera; Lycaenidae.